AGGAAAUGGAUAAACUUUAAAGUUUACUUUCGGUUUGAGCGGUAUUGCUUUGAACACUGCCAUGACGGAACAAGAAUCAGUAAGUAAGAAAUGUGCCGUACUUUCAAUUAUGAUAGAGCCAGUUCUUUCCUCUUUGGCAUUUUCGUUUAAACAUGACUGGAGGAAGGUACUCACAUAUCGACUUCAAAAAAAUAAAGAAAUGUUACCCACUGCACUGCUGCUAAACCCUGAUAAAACAUUCAACUCCUUUGGUUUCGAAGCACAGGAAGAAUACUCGACUUUGGACGAAGAAAGUACAGAUCAUUACUACUUCCCCGAUUUUGUGAAACAUUUAAUUGAAUUUCAUGAAUGCGGCAGCCAUAGUCCUUCAAUCAAAGACGUCCGUGGGAAAAAAGUAAACGCAAAGCAACUUUUAUCUCAUUCUAUAAGGUAUUUUGUGGAUCAAUUCAUGUCAAAAGUUAACGACUUGUCCUUAGGUUUUUGGAGCAUUGAUAUGGAUGUUGUGCUUGUACUACCGUGCCAGUGUAGCUCUGGAUUAAAAGAUUUCUUUAAGGAUGCUGCUAUAGAGGCAGGUUUGGCAAAAGAUCAAAUCUCUUUGGUGGCAGGUCCUGUUGCGGCAGCAUUGUUUUAUGAGCACUCAACACAAGAUGAGAUACAAUAUACAUUAGUUACAAAUGGGGGCUUUUCAAUUUCUACACUAGUUGAAAAGAGCAUUUAUCUUUCGGUGCAUAUAGGAGAGGAAAACACUACAAUAUGUGCUCACCUGAAGUACGCUAGGGGAAUUGAUCCCGUACUAAAGACAACAGAUUGCCCCAAGGGUAUGGCUUCAAUUGUAUGCAAAGUAAGUUCUGUCUUGAAAAAUAUUUUUGGUGAUGAUGUCAUCGAAGAAUUUAAAAAAGAUUACCCUAUGGAGUUUACUUCUUUCGUUGAUAAUAUCCUGCUACGUCCCACAAAACGAGAAAGACUUACCCACGUCCCAAGCGACCUCAUCUCAUUAGUAGAAGAAUUACAUGGGAAAAAGUUCUCAGACAUACUGGAGAGCAGGCAUGAAGAAGGAAAAUUUGUCUCCUUUUCGUGUGGAAAAAUGAGUAUAUUGCCAGUGGUAAAAGAUCAAUUAUUUCUGCCAACGAUCGAACGAAUUGUCGAGGAGAUUGAAAUUUUCAUAGAAAAAGAAAGUCUACUCAAUAUUGAGGGCAUAUUUUUUUCAGGAAAACUUGCAAAUUGUAAGCCUUUACAAGAACUUCUUAAAACGAAACAAAAAUUGAAGACAAUCAUUUUUAGAGAUCCUUCUAUGAUUAUCUUAAAGGGAGCCGUGUUUUAUGGACAUUUAAAUAAAACAAAAAACAUUGUCGCCUCAUACACUUAUGGGAUUCAGUUUUGGGAAGAUUUUGAUUCAACUAAACAUCCUGAGGAAAAGAAAUUUGCCAUAGGCGGAAAAGAAUAUUGUGGAGAGGUUUUCCAUGUAUUUGUCGAAAAGGGAGACUUGCUUCCUCAAGAACAAUUCAUACAACACCGAAUUCGAGCUUUGAAUCCCAAGGAGGAAAUGUUCCGAUGCUUUAUUUUUAAAUCUCAGAAGAGGUCCCCUCGGUUUGUGGACGACCCCUCUUGUUUCAAAUUAGGAUUGAUCGAGGUACCAUUUUCAAAAAUUCCAACAGAUUGCUAUGAAGAAACUGAAAUCACAAUGAGAUUUGAUUUCUCGGGUCUCUCGGUGGAAGCUUAUCAUAUUUACAAGAGUCAUUCAUUUAAAGUGUCACUGUAUGACACUGACUGCAUUGCCUGCUGAAAUUUGCCUAAUCGAGAUCACAGACUUGAUCGAUACUAAAAUUUCACGUUUUCAAAUCAGCAACUACUAUAUAUUCAUAACUCUGAUUGAUUGUUUGUGUGAAUAUUGUGUUAUGUCCCAUUUUUCACACAUCAUAUACCCGUGAAGAAAUGACAUUGUGUCUUUAAAUUAAGAAUAAUGCCAGAUAUUUGUGACCAUUACCUACAAUAGACAAAAUUGCUUAUGUACUAUCGAAGAAAAUUAAUGUUUUUUUUUCAAAACUUGUUUAUGGUGUAUUUGAUAAAAAGUCAUGUUUAUUGCUGAAAUUUAACAUGAGGCAUUUCUUGUCUUGAUUAAUACUG
Molecule: messenger RNA, 2124 nt
Organism: Saccostrea cuccullata (small rock oyster)
Lineage: Eukaryota; Metazoa; Mollusca; Bivalvia; Ostreida; Ostreidae
Product: heat shock 70 kDa protein 12A-like
Exons: 5
Coding region: 62-1783 (573 amino acids)
Source: RefSeq, a predicted model, not a curated record